Aspergillus pseudonomiae is the source of this 564-nucleotide messenger RNA. RefSeq lists its product as uncharacterized. The coding region runs from base 1 to 564 and encodes 187 amino acids. NCBI's taxonomy places the organism in Eukaryota, Fungi, Ascomycota, Eurotiomycetes, Eurotiales, Aspergillaceae. The record is from RefSeq and is a predicted model, not a curated record. The transcript has 2 exons.
AUGUAUCGAACACUCCUCAUCAUCCUCACUUUAUACUUCUCGACCCUAGUAGCCGCCGGCCGCAAAGACCCAUCAAAAACACCGAUCGAAGACUCCAAGCAAGAAAGACACAACAUCAACGACAAAUGCCACGGCCUCUUCAUCAAUGGCGAAAGACCCGCAAUCGCGGGCGAGGGCGUGCAGCGCCCUCUCAACGCAGACGGCACAAAAAAGCCCUAUCCCAUACGACCUCCCAGCAGACCGCAGGCCAUCUGGGGCUCAUGUGACCGUCGCAUCCGAAGCUAUAGGAUGUCGAAGCUGGACCUGGACCUCUGUCUGGGAUGGAACCCGGAUACCGAAAAGCUCUACCCCAAGUCUCGUGGAAACGGGAUCAAGGAGGGCAACUGCUCGGCUUGCUACUACGCGAAGCCUGACCUUCACUGUGUGUGCGAUGUCAAGAAGACGGACGAUGAUAGGAUAUCUAUUAAUAUGGAUGGGUUGGUGCAGGUUACUCAUGAUGGUUUUCUGGCUUGCUUUGAACAUCUUGGAACACAGGUCUCAAUGGAUCAAUUCAUUCAUGGAUAA